Molecule: messenger RNA, 724 nt
Organism: Gymnodraco acuticeps
Lineage: Eukaryota; Metazoa; Chordata; Actinopteri; Perciformes; Bathydraconidae
Product: urotensin-2 receptor-like
Exons: 1
Biological process (GO): neuropeptide signaling pathway
Cellular component (GO): membrane
Molecular function (GO): urotensin II receptor activity
Source: RefSeq, a predicted model, not a curated record
GUUCUCUACCUGAUCUUCACAAUCGUGCUCCUCUUCUGGGCCUGUUUCCUUCCCUUCUGGAUCUGGCAGCUCCUGGGUCAGUUCCACCCGUCCCUAUCUCUCUCCCCUAAAGCCAAGCGCAACAUCAACUACCUGACCACGUGUCUGACGUACUCCAACAGCUGCAUCAACCCCUUCCUGUACACGCUGCUCACCAAGAACUACAAGGAGUAUCUGAGGAAGCACAAGCGCUCGUGGUCCGCCGGCAGCUACUUCAGCCGCAAGAGUCGAUUCCAGCGUUCGCCGCGCAGGUCGCCGUCUUCCAGCAGCCAGCAGUGCACCGAGAGCUUCAGGCUCACACACACUGCCUCGCUGAGGACACACAACAGCAGCUUGUAAAGGUAGGAGGAAGCUUUUCUGGCUGUGUUCGUUAGCUAAAAUCUAACUAAUCUAAAUACCAGAUCGAAUGCACCCUGAAGGCUCUUUGAGCAUCGCUCACUGAUCCUGCUGUUAUGUUCAAUGUUUGUUGUUUGUUUUUCAUGUAUUGAUAUUUGUCUGUUGAUGUUACACAUGGAGCUGCCGUGAGUGUUCGUCCACCAAUCAGUAGUUCCCUUCCAACUUCCUUGUUAGCUUACGCGAUAUGAAGCUUGACAUGUCUGACUCAGACUAAAUCAGCACAAAAUGAUAUCCUGUGCUGAUGCAUUGAUUACAUUGUGUUGAACAUGUUUCAAUAAAGCUAAUCAGA